Exaiptasia diaphana is the source of this 677-nucleotide messenger RNA. Its product is annotated as leukocyte receptor cluster member 8 homolog. NCBI's taxonomy places the organism in Eukaryota, Metazoa, Cnidaria, Anthozoa, Actiniaria, Aiptasiidae. Gene Ontology annotation, cellular component: nucleus. The record is from RefSeq and is a predicted model, not a curated record.
AUGAAGGCGAAGUAGAUUACAUYUUUUGGCGCUCCGAGAUUUUUCGAUUUUUCCCCAAAAAUAUUAAACCUAGAACCGUAAAAAUGAUAUCAGGKUGGACGGCAAGUAAUAUUACUGCUGCAGCAUCAUGGUCUCAGCAAUAUGAUACCAAGCCUGAGCAGUCAUCAAACAAUGUUCAAUCCAGCAACUCAGCAGAUACUAGUGAAAACAAGCCAGCUGAGAAUCCUGCUUGGGAGAAAGCUAAGCAAGCACUUGCUAAAGUAGCAGCAUCUAGUCCACAGAAGGCAAAACCAGUACAGAAUGCCAAUAAUAAUGUAGUAAAUACAGCAGUAGUUCCUCCUUAUAGGCAAUAUUACCAGGCUUAUGGAUAUCCUGGCUAUGCUUAUCCACCUCCUGGCACACAAUUUAAUGUGUAUGCAAACACUUAUCCAUCUUAUUUCCCACAAAAUGGAGCCACACCUACACCCCCAGUACCAUACCAGUCUUAUGGACAAGGUCCAUCUCAAGUAACCCCCAAAUCAGAAUCACCAUCUACUCAAUCACGACCCACUGCUGUUGGGCCCAGAGGCCAGUCUAACACCAAUAACCAAGCACCAGCACCAUCUCAACCUGGGCCAUAYAACAGACCAUUUCAUUCUCCAUCAGGACCAGCAAGAAAUUCAUUUCAAAAGAGAAUG